Messenger RNA from Chanos chanos (milkfish), 3888 nucleotides. It is a transcript of the gene esco1, whose product is annotated as establishment of sister chromatid cohesion N-acetyltransferase 1. Gene Ontology annotation, cellular component: chromatin; nucleus. Gene Ontology annotation, biological process: mitotic sister chromatid cohesion. The record is from RefSeq and is a predicted model, not a curated record. Gene Ontology annotation, molecular function: protein-lysine-acetyltransferase activity. Lineage: Eukaryota; Metazoa; Chordata; Actinopteri; Gonorynchiformes; Chanidae. The transcript has 10 exons. Bases 34 to 2961 code for a protein of 975 amino acids.
GACAGCUGUUGUUUGGAAACAGGAACGACAAAAAUGCCAGCCUCUAAAAGGCGAAUGGCAUCUGUGGAUCCUCAAACUAAAAGAAGAAAGCUAGAUUCAAGAUUGACACCAUCGCUGGAGAAGAGGCCUCAGUCAGUGACUCGGCCCAAGAAAAAGCCAUCACCGUCGCAGGGGAAAGACGACAAAAAACCAGCAAAACCCACCCGUCAGUCCUCCAGACUGAAAACGACUCAGAAGAGAAAAGCUAAGGGUAGACGUCGCAGAGAGUCUAAUGACUCUGCAGCAAGACCCUCAAAACCACAGCGCUCCAGAUCAGCCCAGGUCUUAAAAGACUCUGUGGACCUUGGAGACAAGCUUGCCCAAACAUUAACGGACAGACGGGCCAAAGGGAGCAGGAAAGUGAAAAAAUAUGAACGAUCUGUCUCUGCUGCUAAACACUUGAACACUGAAGGGAAAAAGACAGCAGUUGCGACCUGUUUAGACUCAUCCGGUUUAUUGUCCGACCCUGUGCUGAUCGAUCACUGUUAUGGUAGGCCCCCACUCUCCAGGCACUCAUGUCCACUGGCUGAAGCCAAGGCGUCGCUCCAGCCUCAGGAAAAUGACAUGAAAUGGAAGGUGGCUGGACCGAAAGGCCAGACACCCAAGCCGUGUUCAGCAGAGGCUCAGGACUGCCCAGGGGAGGCGUCUGAUGGUAAAAAGCCAACCAGAUUAUCUCCUGAGGAGCAGAAAGAGCUCUCACCUGAGCCCAUUGACAAAAUAACUGUCAGUCUGGAUGCCAAAAUGGACGUGAUGAGAAAGUCUCCGCCUCCUUUAGAGGCACUUUUCCAAGUUAUCAAAGAGACCAGCUUGAAUAAGCACUCGUUUCCUGCUAAAAAGAUAUCUGACAUGGAUGAGUUACAGGUUGUAAAUACAUGUUCUAUUCGGGAUUCUUUACAAAGUACGGAUGACCGCGGUGCCAUAGAUGUUCUGGAAUGUUCCCUGGACAAGUGGUGUCCUCAGGAAUGGGGUGACAUUGAGAUUGAACACUGUGUUGUUGAAGUGGAGAGUGUGGAGUGUGCGUGUGGAGACCUUGGUGCCUCAGACAAUAACCAGCAAUCAUCUCAGGAGCCCCAGGAGAAGACUGCUCAGAAAGGAUCGAGCAAAGUGUGUGGAGAGAGUGCCUCCAAUCAGUCUGUUCCCCUGGGGAGAGCAGGGAACCUGUCCAAAGAUGUUCCAGCUAAUAGUGAAGAGCCACCCAAAAAGCAGGCGAUGAACCCUCAGGCCAGGACCAAGGCCCGCCUGGCAGCUUUAGCAGAAGAGCGGGCUGCGGCCGCCAAGAGGGUCCCUAAUAAACAGCUCAACCUUCUUGCCCUGUGUGAGGAGAUAGCAGAUGACAUCGCAUCAGAUACCGCUGAAGCCCCAAAAGAGAAGGACAACGAGUGGACUACAGCAAAAGAAGAGCCUGCUGAAACACAGGGAAGAGAUGGGACUACUGAGACGACGCCAGAACCUGCUUCCGCCACAAGUCCCCAAACUACAGUGGCCACCCUUCCCGAGGAGUUUCCUGAAAAUACGCCCCAGCAAAAUGUGCCCAAGAAACGAUUUUUCCUCAGCCAUGUGUCAGUGCCUCUGAAAGCCCAUGAGAAGAAGAAGCUGUCACGUUUUCAGAGGCUGCGACAGGUGGAGUUGCAGAGGGACAAGCUUACCUGGACACGUGUGAAGAAGCUCAAGUCAGAUCAGGCCUCUGUGAAUGAUGGCUCCACCAAAGAGACUAACUUUAAGUCAGGCCUUCCCGGCCAAGCUACUGUCCAGCCCCACUUACCCACCCAAGACAAAGCCCCCAAACCUGUUCAAAACGAACCCAGACGGGCACUGCCUGCCGUUGCCCCUCCCAUGCCCAAUGGGAUCAGCAGUCCCAAGACCAGGCCUGUACUGGAGUACAAACCGUAUACUCCACGACCCAAAUACUCCGCCGAAGACUUCGAACUGGAUGGACUAGAGGAAGAGACGUGCAAACCAGCAACACCCAAAAAUGUUAAAAAUGAGGCCAGUGUGGAACAGACCGCCACCCCUCUGACCCCAGGGCAGCCCAAAACCCCUGUGGCCAGGCAGGCUGGGGCCCAGGGUCCCACAGGUGGUGCUGCUCCGAAAACAGAACCAAUCCAAAAGUCAUUGAUGGACAGUGUGAACCGCGGUAAUUCUGGUUCUGUGUGUGACACAGAACCUCAGAAAGAAGUAAAGAACAGUGUGAAAGCUCCCAGCCAGGAGGGGCCACAGACCAUGGAUGUGAGGCAGAAGCCCUUUGGUGCAGUGACAUGCAGUGUGUGCGGGAUGCUGUACUCUCCUGCCAGCCCAGAGGAUGAAAGCCAGCAUUUGCUCUUUCAUAACCAGUUCAUCAGUGCAGUCAAAUAUGUGGGUUGGAAGAAGGAGAGGAUCCUUGGAGAGUACCCAGAUGGCAAAAUCAUUCUUGUCCUCCCAGAUGACCCCAAAUAUGCACUGAAAAAGGUGGAGGAGAUAAGGGAAAUGGUGGACAAUGAUCUGGGCUUUCAGCAAGUGGAGACCAAGGUGCCGUCGCAGACCAAAACCUUCCUCUUCAUCUCCAAUGACAAGAAGGUGGCAGGAUGCCUUAUCGCCGAGCACAUUCAAGAGGGUUACAGAGUGAUUGAGGAACCUGUUCCAGAAGUUUCUGAAGGGGAAAAGGUGAUGUUUGAGCGUCAGCGGGCGUGGUGCUGCUCCACUACUCCAGAGCCAGCCCUGUGUGGCAUCAGUCGUAUCUGGGUCUUCAGUAUGAUGAGGAGAAGAGGCAUCGCCUCUCGUAUGAUCGAGUGUCUCAGGAAUAAUUUCAUCUAUGGGUCAUAUCUGAGCAAAGAUGAGAUUGCCUUCUCAGACCCAACGCCUGACGGCAAGCUCUUUGCCACUCAUUACUGUGGAACCUCCCAGUUUUUAGUCUAUAAUUUUGUCAGUGGGACUCAGACAACCUGACUGUGUCUAGACACGCUGUGUCCACAGAGUUCAGUGUGAAAAGGACAUGAUUAUUACAGAAGUAUGUGCUGUGUCCUUAAACGAAACAGAGCAAAAAAACCCAAAAAAACAGGUAAGAGUCUGAACCAAGCGCAGGAAGAAGCACUGGUGAAGCUUUCCUUCUCUACAGAAUCAUGAGUUUCAUCUGGAAAGAGGAAGAUCACGUCUCAGCCACUGGUCAAGGAUUCAGUUACAACAUCCCCAGUCUAUCCUUCUUAUCCCUCCUCUUGUCAAUGUACCGUAGACUGAGUAGCACUGCACAAUAACUGAACGCUGUUUCAUUGUUUGGUGACAAACAUAUCCUGUUCACUCAGGUCUAGUUUGAUGGAAGCUUCUGUAUUGACUGUACCAGACCGACGGGGGGUGGGGGUGUAUAUGUUUUCCAGUGCACAAUUGUGGACUCAAUUGGCCCUGUCCUUUUGGGAGCUCCUGAGAAGUUGAAUGAACUAUAACAAAAAAUAAGCCACUACUGCAAGCAAUGCCUUUGUCCUGAGGCUGCUAACCACAAAAAAAUGUUCUUUUAAAUCUCAGGUUUGACAGACAUGUAGAAUUUGACUCUUGGGAGUUCAAUCUUCCCUUUAACCUACACCCCUCCAAGUAUUUUAAAAGAAAACAUAUUUUACUUAUUUGUUGUUUAUAUAUGGACAAAACUUUUUGAGGUUAAAAAGGUUUACGCGCAUGGAAUUUACAGCAAUAGAAGACAAACAAUUUCACAACAGUUUCUUUCAUGAAACCACACAGUACAAGAGGACAAACAGACAUACUGUACCCAUUAUUUGUUACAAGAAGUGAAAAAUGACCCUCCUGUAGUUGAGCUUUGUCCUGAAAGCAUCUCACCUCGUUUUUAAAACUGUGUCAUACACUUGAUUUCUAACUUAUACCUUUGAA